This is a messenger RNA of Auanema sp. JU1783, 1671 nucleotides long. Lineage: Eukaryota; Metazoa; Nematoda; Chromadorea; Rhabditida; Rhabditidae. The record is from the annotation of a GenBank genome assembly.
AUGAGUAAUAUAACAUUACUAUUCCCUAACGCAAGAAGAUGCCUAAUCAAAGUUUCUCCUAACACCUUUCUGAGCCAGGCUGUUGAAGAUGCAUGUCUUAAACAUGGAUUCGACUUGGAUGAUUACAUUGCACAUAAUCAAAAGAAGGUUAUUGAUUUGGGAUUGCCAUAUCGUCUUUCCGGUCUACACAAUAAUGCUCUCUUAGAAUUAUCAUCUUCCGGUAGAGAAAAGAACUUCAAAGCAGAAGUGGCCUUACAAUUGGAAAACGGACAAAGACAGUCACACAGUUUCAAUAUAUUCUGUAGUCUGCGAGAAGUUAUAAAUCAUUUCGCUAGUCUAUUCCAAGAAGAUCUUGGAUCUCAAAUCAAUGAUGAGUUUCCGAGCUGUAUGUACAUGAACAAAAGAUAUUCUGCGAAUGAGCUGGAAACUCUAUCUCUCUCAGAUAUAGGAAUAUCAGGUGGACGGUGCCUUAUCAGGGCAGAAGAGGCGAAAAAACGACAAAACUUCUCCAAUGAAUACAAAAAAACGUUCAUCGAAAAUAAAGAGAGAGCUCGUAUCGAGGGAGAAAGUUUCAAGAAGUUGCAAGAGGAAUCUGAGCAAGCUGAGGAAGAGAAAAGACUGUUGGCUGUUCAAGCUGAGCCGAUGCAAACCGAACAAAUUGCAGAAGUAGAUAAUGCUCCCAUAUUCAAUCGAGGCAGAAUACCGACCCCCCCGCCCACCUCAACAAAUUCCACCUGGUCGUUCGAUCAGCCGUUCAACAGUUCUGCCCCAACCGAACUUCCUGGAACUAGACGUGAAGAAGAAAAUAGGAUCACAGUUUUGAGAGGGUUGAUUCAACAGAUCGAUAACUCCUUGGGUAUUGGGGGAUCGUCUGACAUUGUUGAAUUGUUGGCUGAAAAUGGAAGAAUGUCUGUAUCUCAAAUAGCUUCGGCUAGCUCUGCCAUGCAAACCUCUGAAUCAACAGAGCAAACUUUUGUCGAUCCAUGCGAUCGAGUUCCGAUUUAUUUUGACAAGAGUAAAGUGGAACAAUCAACGAACGAGGAAGAUGAAAGCAUGGAAGUAGAAACCGAUGAGUUCUUCGACGUUAGUGUAAGCGAUGUCAAGCGAAGACAGCGAGAAUUACGGGAAGAAGUUCAAAACCAAUCUCAACGAGCUUUGGUACCAAAGAGUUUUGUGGAUAAGAAGAACAAAGAACUGAAGUUAAUAGCGUACAAACACACUGUAGUGCGCUAUGUUUUGGGUAACUACGUUGUUCAAGCCAAUUUCCUCAGCGCCGAACCAGUCAUUCGUCUGUUCACAUUCUUCCAAUCCUUACUAUCGACCAAAUGUAAAUUCAACCUUAACUUCGCUCUGAACGAUCCCGUAGAGCAAAGUGAGACGAAAAACUUAGUUGAAGCAAAUGUUGCACCAAAAGCUACCAUAUAUGUGAAGUUCAAAUCAGACGUGAGCAUAGAACAAACAUUGGCAUUUAAUACAAUAAGAGCAGUGUGUACAAGCGAAGCCGAUUCGAUCGGAGGAGAAUGGCUAUCAGCGAAUAGCAUUUAUCAGCCAUUCAAAGGAGCUCUCCUGCCAGAAGAACGUCCAGCAAUCCCCAAGCGCAGCGCUGAUUAUGAAAACCAACAUCAACCUCCAGCUAAAUCUCAAGGGCCCAAGUGGCUCAAAUUUAAAUAA